Molecule: messenger RNA, 1317 nt
Organism: Choloepus didactylus (southern two-toed sloth)
Lineage: Eukaryota; Metazoa; Chordata; Mammalia; Pilosa; Megalonychidae
Gene: GJA8
Product: gap junction protein alpha 8
Exons: 1
Coding region: 1-1317 (438 amino acids)
Biological process (GO): cell communication
Cellular component (GO): connexin complex
Source: RefSeq, a predicted model, not a curated record
AUGGGUGACUGGAGUUUCCUGGGGAACAUCUUGGAGGAGGUGAAUGAGCACUCCACAGUCAUUGGCAGAGUCUGGCUCACGGUGCUCUUCAUCUUCCGGAUCCUCAUCCUUGGCACGGCUGCAGAGUUUGUGUGGGGGGAUGAGCAGUCUGACUUUGUGUGCAACACCCAGCAGCCGGGCUGCGAGAAUGUCUGCUAUGACGAGGCCUUUCCCAUCUCCCACAUCCGCCUCUGGGUCUUGCAGAUCAUCUUCAUCUCUACUCCAUCCCUGGUGUAUGUGGGACAUGCCGUGCACUAUGUCCGCAUGGAAGAGAAGAGGAAGGAGCGAGAGGCAGAGGAGCUGUGCCAGCAGUCUGGGGCCAAUGGGAAUGAGAGGGUGCCCCUUGCCCCAGAUCAGGGCAGCAUCAAGAAGAGCAGCAGCAAAGGCACCAAGAAGUUCCGGCUGGAGGGGACCUUGCUGAGGACCUACAUCUGCCACAUCAUCUUCAAGACCCUCUUUGAGGUGGGCUUCGUAGUAGGCCACUACUUCCUGUACGGUUUCCAGAUCCUCCCCCUCUAUCGCUGUAGCCGGUGGCCCUGCCCCAACGUGGUGGACUGUUUUGUCUCACGGCCCACAGAGAAAACCAUCUUCAUCCUGUUCAUGUUGUCCGUGGCCUCUGUGUCCCUCUUUCUCAAUAUUAUGGAGAUGAGCCACCUGGGCCUGAAGAGGAUCCGGUCUGCCUUCAAGAGGCCUGUAGAGCAACCACUGGGGGAGAUCCCUGAGAAAUCGCUCCACUCCAUUGCUGUUUCCUCCAUCCAGAAAGCCAAGGGCUACCAGCUCCUAGAAGAAGAGAAAAUCGUAUCCCACUAUUUCCCUUUGACUGAGGUUGGGAUGGUGGAGACCAGUGCACUUUCUGCUAAGCCUUUCCAUCAGUUUGAGGAGAAGAUCAGCACAGGACCCCUGGGGGACUUGUCCCGGGCUUACCAAGAGACACUGCCUUCCUACGCUCAGGUGGGAGCACAGGAAGUGGAGGGGGAAGAGCCGCCUGUAGAAGAGGGAGCAGAACCAGAGGAGGGAGAGAAGAGUCAGGAACCAGAGAGAGUGACCACAGAAGGGCAGGAGAUGGUGGCAGUACCAGAGGGGGAGAAAGUAGAGCUUCCUGGAGGGGGGAAGGAGGGUGAAAAGGAAGAGCUGCCGGCUGAGAUGGUAUCAAAGCAAGGAUUGCUGGCUGAGAAGGCACCUCCACUGUGUACGGAGCUGACCACCGAAGACACCAGACCCUUGAGCAGGUUGAGCAAAGCCAGCAGCCGUGCCAGGUCAGAUGAUCUAACCAUAUGA